Molecule: messenger RNA, 1975 nt
Organism: Suillus subalutaceus
Lineage: Eukaryota; Fungi; Basidiomycota; Agaricomycetes; Boletales; Suillaceae
Exons: 7
Coding region: 1-1935 (644 amino acids)
Source: RefSeq, a predicted model, not a curated record
AUGGACUAUGCCCUUUGUGAGGCUGCCCGGCACAACAUGGAAGGCAUCACCAGGGCGGUCACCUUCUAUGAUAUCAACUGUCAAUACAACAAGCACUUUCGGGUUCGGGUGGAUCGAAGCCGAUUUCUCGAAAUGGUUCCGGAAUUGACCAUCAUUCCCGGAAUCGGGUUGUGGCACAUCCACGGACAUCAGGACAGCUGCUAUGUCCGAUAUGCGUCGAAUUUUAUCGAAGGCAUCGGUCGGAUUGAUGGAGAGAUCAUGGAGACCCUAUGGUCACGUCUCAACCUGAUUUCCCCUGCUGCUCGGGGAAUGUCAUCCCCGCAUCGAAAGGAAUGUCUCGAUUAUCAGAUGAAUGAUUCCAAUUUCUGCAAGAUGAUCCGCAUGAAAAGGACCCUUUGCCGAAAAUACAAGCAGGCGAAGAAUGGCAUUGCCGAAAGUGAAAAGGCUUUCGACAUACUCAAUGAAGCAGCACCCGGCGAUUCAAAGACAGAGUGGCUAGCCAGCGAGAGGAUCGCUCAGUCCAGCAGAAUAAAUAAUCCUGCGGCUAUGGAUGUAUAUGAGAUUAAUAUCAAGAAGGCACCGAGCAAAAAGGAGAUCGAGCUUAGGCUACUAGAGGAGGGUAAUGCCCGAAAUGCAGCACCUGCUCGCAGGUCUGUGGCGACAUGGAUAUCAAUGGGGUUGGCGAUUGAAGAGGCUCAAAUCGCAUUGCUCAUCGAGAAGUUAGACAUCGCCCGGCAACGCGAUCGUCUCCAAGGCCAGAUAGAUGGAUUCACUCGGUCUGCUAUUACGCAUCUCGGAGAGGGAUUUGAUGCAGAUGAUGAUCCUGAAGACUUGUACUUGGACAUUCUUGAUGAUCUCGAUGAUGACUUGGCAGACUUCACCGAGACAUCUGACACAUGGGCAAACUCCCCUGAGCUCACUGUAAUCCCAUUGCCAUCAAACCUCGGGGUAGAUCGAUGCAGACGCUGUAUGGCAGACGAUCUCAUUCCGCUGGAGAUGUCUCUUCGUGAAGGGCAGGCCAAUGACUCCCUUCACAACCUCCGAAUUCACUUGUGCAACAAGGCGAUUCUGUUUCGAACAACAGUUAGGCAAGCCAAAUCCCAGGCCCUGAAAACUCGAGCUUGGUCCCAGGUGACGUCGGUGCAGCAGGCAGUGUCCCUCCAUGCCAGUAUAUAUAUGAAGACGAGGAAGCAAAUGAUGCAACUGGAGCCAGGGCAAGACCAGGUUCAGAAAUACAAACCCCUGCUUCGAGAGCAACUCAAAAUCAGCACUGCCGUCGGCGAUCCAAAUGCCCGAGGCAAUGGGUUCCGACCCCUCACACUCACUCAGGCAGAUAUUGCAGCUACAAUGUCAAUGGCUGCAUCUCGCAUCCGAGCGUCCAUCUCUCAAUAUCAGAUGGAGGCUGCCCACACCCAGGAGCCAUCUGCUACUCGGAUCACGCACUUUAAAGCCGGGCUGCAAUGGGAGAUAGCUACUUUUGUGACUCCCAUCCUGCAGUACUCAGCUGCAAGGAACAUCAUUUCAGUUGUUCCAGAGCCCGGUUGCUCAUAUUCCUCAGUUGAUUCCAAGCUCACCUGGAACAUGUUUCAAGACGUUGCAGAUCUGGGGGAUCCCUCCCGCAUUGUAUCCACCUAUGGUACUCCAUGGUGGACCGGAUCAACUGCCAUCCCGAACGAAUUAUGGCCAUGGGAUCAGGUAUUUGCUAAUUGUGUCUGUCACUACCAGCAUUGGCUAUCUGGCGUUGAGGACGAACGUCUUGUUGUUCCCGAGCAGGUGGAUGAAAGCUCACUUGCAACGCUGAAGGCACUGAGGUGGAUGAGGGAACGCCUCCUGACAGUGAUUGAGGAUCAACAAGCUGGCAUCCGUGAAAAGAUGGCAGAGAUUCAGAUGUACACCGCCGUCCUAACCAAAUUGAACCCAAGGGGACCAGAGUAGUUCUAGUCCUUCAGUUCAGAAUGUUGAAGUCUAAAUUCUG